AGCCCACAGUGAGUAUUUUGAGGCAUGUGGCUCCUUUGUUGUAUUUCUCUACCAGGAUAAAAUUAUUGGAUUAAAAGUUGUAUUAUCAGUCAGGACUCUCUUGGCUGUGGACAGAGGAGCUCUAACUGAAAACAAAGGCAGGGGAUGGCCGGUACUGAUUGUCUGAGCAAACUUUGGCAGAGGAAGGAGGGGAGUUGCAUUUAGAGACCUGACAAGAGAUGGAAUUUUGACGUUUCCUUAUCUCUGUAAUGGGACAUAGCACGUAGAAUGCCUAAUUCACUGAGACAGCUGCAGCACCAGGCCUUUCUUCUUCACGUAUGCUUUAGGGGGUUAAGGUUUUGGCUAUGAGGUCACCCGUAGGUGACCCACCCUCCCCUCCCGCUCCCUGCCUCAGGAGUGGGGCGGUCCUGCGCCCGGGGACACGCUUAGCUCUAACCACGCCACGGCCAGGUGCCCCGUGGCCCCGCUCGAACGGAGCAGUGACGUUGCUUCUAACCCCACGGCUUCGUCUCUGCCACUCCGCCCACGGUUUCCGAUGGGAUCCCUUCCCGGCGGGACCCGGCGCAGCGGCGGGAAAGCCCUGGGGGACGCGUGAGUCACAGCGCCCCCGGCCCCGGGGCGGAGCACAGCGAGGCCACUGCGUAUUCCGGGAGCUCAGCCCGCCUGCUGACCUUGCAGGCCAGCCCAGCCCCGCCUGGACCCCAGGAGAGAAGGGGGAACACAUCAAGACUUAAGGAAAUUGUUUCAAUUGCUGAACAGGACAGACUGAACGGCGGCGAGAUGGACACCAAAGGAAACACCAGUGGUGGCCAUGAGAGCUGGGCCUCGGGACCAGGAACUCAGCAGCUCCCUGGCCUUGGGCGGGCCCUCUGAGUGGCAAGUUCUCAGGGGAAAAUGGAGAACAUCUUUAACAGAAAGUUUGUUUAGCUUCGGUGACUCACAUCUUUCCUCUGAAAAGGAUUUGGGGAAGCCAUGCUUGGUGACGCAUACCUAUAAUCCCAACAGUCUGGGACGCUGAGGCAGGAGUAUGUUAACUUUGAGCACAGCCCCAGCAACUCUGCAAGACUUUGUCUCAAAAUAAAAACUAAACUGAGAAUGUAGCACAGUUAGGCC
This is a messenger RNA of Fukomys damarensis (Damara mole-rat), 1113 nucleotides long. Its product is annotated as cuticle collagen 1-like. The record is from RefSeq and is a predicted model, not a curated record. Bases 345 to 734 code for a protein of 129 amino acids. Lineage: Eukaryota; Metazoa; Chordata; Mammalia; Rodentia; Bathyergidae. The transcript has 2 exons.